AUGACGGCAGGACCACAACACCGUCAACAGCAGCAACCGAUGACGGCAGGACCACAACACCGCCAACAGCAGCAACCGAUGACGGCAGGACCACAACACCGUCAACAGCAGCAGCCACCGCCAUUUGGACGAUCGAGGGAAGCUCCCCGUCAGUGUCGCCAGUUCAGCGGUCCGUGGACACCGCCUCCGCGCUGCCCAGUGCCGCCGCCAGUGCCCCGCCUUAGCACCGCCCGUGACACCACUUCAGCGCCGUCCGAGCUGAGAGCCGCAGCGCCGCCGCCAGUGCCCCGCCUUAGCACCGCCUGUGCCACCACUUCAGCGCCGUCCGAGCUGAGAGCCGCAGCGCCGCCGCCAGUGCCCCGCCUUAGCACCGCCCGUGCCGCCAAGGGCUAA
Molecule: messenger RNA, 393 nt
Organism: Drosophila serrata
Lineage: Eukaryota; Metazoa; Arthropoda; Insecta; Diptera; Drosophilidae
Product: proline-rich protein HaeIII subfamily 1-like
Source: RefSeq, a predicted model, not a curated record